AUAUUUAGAACGAGAUAUAAAUUCAUGAAAAUAUCAAGAAUAAGCACCUUUAGUGGCUAUAACGUAUGUUUAAAGCUUAAGGUUUACGAGUAUAUUGAUAAACUGGUACCUUUGUUGAAAGAACCUGCUCUAAAUAACUGUCAAAAAUCGUUUAUUUUAAAUAAGAAUUUAAGGAUUAAGAAACCUAAAAUUAAGAAGAAACGUCUGCAAGAUGAAAUAUUAGACAAGGAUUCUGAUAGAUGGAAUAGAAUUCUUAGAGAAAAUCCAUAUGUUAAAUUACUUAUAUCACCCAUUCGUAGGGAUAUAUUGACAGAUGUACGAUUACCAUCAGCAUUUUUUCUAAGUUUUUUGGCAUGUAAAGAUCCCCAAACGAAUAAAAUAUGGAUUUUACCAAAUGGAUUAAAACAUAAGGUAGUAAGAAAGGUGGGACAGAGUCGAUGGAUGAUUUGUAAUAAAAGACAUAUAAAUUUUGUAGGAAAGAAAUAUUGGAGACGUAUACUUCCUGAUUUUGCACCAGAAGAUGCAAUAUGGAGAAGUGAUAUGGAUGAUUUUGUUUUAACAGAACUUCGAAAAAGGGUAAUAAUGGAGCUAAAAAAUGUCCAAAACAGUUUUUUAAAUAUGCUGUUAAUAAAUGGGACAUUUGUUCAAGAUAUAAAAAAAGGAAAAUUGGAAAAAAAAAUUGGAUGUAUUAUACACAAAUUUGAUGAUGACAGAAUUUGGUAUUUAGAAAAUAUAUGUAAUCAAGAGUUUAAAGUGCCAGUUAUUAAUGUUUCUAUAUUAUUUGAUCCUGACAAUAAUGAGAAUGAAUGGGUGAAGACUCUUGUGUUUGAAAAAAGUACCGCUAUUCCAUUGGAAAUAAAUACUGUAAAUGCAAUUUUUUGGAUUUGGAAGCUUCGUGCCUAUUUCUAG
Messenger RNA from Pneumocystis murina B123, 909 nucleotides. RefSeq lists its product as hypothetical. NCBI's taxonomy places the organism in Eukaryota, Fungi, Ascomycota, Pneumocystomycetes, Pneumocystales, Pneumocystaceae. The record is from RefSeq and is a predicted model, not a curated record. The transcript has 3 exons. The coding region runs from base 25 to 909 and encodes 294 amino acids.